AUCCUCCUCCUCGUCCCCCACGUGCUCGGCUUUGUGCCGGCCCUGCCGCCCCUUUCGCUUUCCCUUUCCCCGCCCCGCUCCGCUCCCCAUGGCGGCCUGGCUCAGCCUCAGGCUGGAGGAGGCCGAGGCAGGGGCUGAGGCGCGCUCAUGGCAGUACGACUCCACUUGGGAGGAGGACGACGACGACGAGGAGGAAGAGGAGAAGGAGGAGGAGAAAGAGGAGGAAGAGGAGAAGGAGGAGGCUGGCGAUGAAGACCGGCUGGAGGAUGCGGAGGAGCCGGCGAGGGGCUCCCGGCAGGCCCAGUCUAGCUGGUGUGCUAUACUCCAGAAGCUACUAAAGUGUUUUUUCAAUAAGGAGGAGCAAAGAAGAUUAAAUUUGUCACCGUUGUCUCAGAUGGGUUUUCAGUUCUCAGGCAGGCGCAACUGGGAUGCAGCAAGAGACUUGCAGAGAUACAGGCAUCAUUACCCGGGUUUGAUAGAAUCAGAAAAUGAGGAGGAAGAACAGAUGUGGAACUUGAGCUUUUACAAAAAUGAAAUUUCUUUUUUGCCUCAGGGUUUGCAUAUUGAAACUCUGCUUGAAUUGUGGUGGGACAACUUUGAAGUUCUGGAAGAAAACCAUUCGUACAUACAGUGGCUAUUCCCUUUACGUGAACGUGGGAUGAACUUGCGUGCCAAACCACUAACGCUUCAAGAAAUUGAGGCUUUUAAGAAAUCUGAGGAAGUCAUGGAAAGGUUUAUACGCGCUUAUCAGCUCAUGUUGAGAUUUUAUGGAAUAAUUCUGACUAACCAGGAGACUGGAGAACUCAAGAGAGCAGAGAAUUGGGCUGAAAGAUUUCAAAACUUGAACUGGUUUAGCCACAACAAUUUGCGGAUCACUCGCAUUCUGAAGUGCCUGGGGGAGAUGGGAUAUGAACACUAUCAAGUGCACUUGGUAAAGUUUUUCCUAACUGAAACUCUUGUUAAGGAGACGUUACCAAAUGUCAAGAGAAGUGCCUUGGAUUACUUUCUAUUCACUGUCAGAAGCAAGCAGAAGAGAAGGGAACUAGUGCACUAUGCGUGGCAACACUACAAACCUCAAAGCAGCUUUGUAUGGGGGCCGCAUGACAAACUCUCAAAGUACAGACCCCGCUCUGCCAAGUCACAGCUGCACCAAACUGUUGGAAGUAAACAGGAAGAACCUGGUAGAAAAUGUGAUGAUUCUGUGGAAAAGGGUCAGAACCCAUCUCUAGAGGAAGAACAGCAAGCUGGAGGUGCUGCAGACUUGUGGCCUAAAGCGAAUGAAGAGGACACGAGAGAGAGGUUAAGUGAGUGUGUUUCAGAGGGAGGAGAUGGUGAAGAUGAGAAGGAAGCUUUGUUUACCCAGCAGGAAGAGAAUGAUUUCAGCAGUAAGGCUGAAGCGCAGGGUAUGGCAGAGAAUGAUUGUGCAAAGGAGAGCAAGAAGAGAAAACUGGAUGCAAAUACGGCAGACAAUAUAAAGAGUGGAUCAUUGAAAAGCCCUCCUGAUAUUGAGAAAAUUUCCCGUAAUCUGGGUGAAUGUGCACUUGAUGCAGAAAUCUCCCCCUCAAGUUCCCUCUUACAAACAGAAGAGGGCCAGGAAACGCUGAAAGAAGACGAUGUGAACACCAAAGACUUAACAGUGCCAGAGACUGCUGAUGCCACCGUAAAACGGAGGAAAGUUGAUAAAAGAACACACAGAAACAAAACAUUCAGCUUGGCCAUAAACCUGAACAUGGGGCUGCCUGCCCGCAGUGCCCAGUUGCAUCCACCUGUGUCAAACGCAAAGGCUGAAGAGGAAAAAGUUGGUGAGAAAAAAACAGCUGUGGAGGAGAUGGGUGAGAAGGGUGGGGGUGACACAAACAGUGGGGCUCUGAGCUGCCCAGCUGGUUCCGUGCUCCCUAAGACUAGCUGGACGUCUCCAUUAAGUGACGGCUUGGAGUCAGGUGCAGAUCAAGUCACAGCAAAGAGUGACCAGCACCUCUGUGAUAGCAUGCUCCUGGGAAGGAAAAGUGAGGCAGAUGGGAUAGAACAGCAUAAAAGGGCAGCGAACGCAAGUGAAGUAGAGGAAGCAAAAGCCACGAGCAAGAAACAAGUUCCAGGGAGUCUUGAACAGAAUAUGGCAUCCACUUGUCCUGAACAAGACAGUGCUGAGCUUGCAAUACAGAAAACUGAUAACUCUGAGCAUGCAGCAGAACCUGAUGAAGAACAGGUGGCAGAGUGAGACUGGCAUAGCAAACACUUGAGCAAGCAGAGAUGAGAUUGCCCUAACUGCUGGGAGCUAGCUUUACGGAUCUGUACACCACAGGUGCAUGGAAAAAUAAACUUUGUUUGGACUGAUCCAGGCUAGACCCUGUGUCACUUUCAGCCUUCCACACUUUUUUAUAAGUCAUCUGUAGUGAUUUCAUUGAGAACGAGCUCUUGGUUACCCUGAAAAUGAGUCGUCAUCCUAAACAGGCUGCGUCCUGUUCCUGUUUCUGUCUGAUGUUCAGAACUAUCAUGGAGCAACAGGGAUUUUUGCACUUUGCUUUGGUUCUGGUGUGUCCCUUUUCAAAGAAGAGGGAAAUUAAUCCGAUUCCUUGUUUGAACUAGAAAAGUAUUUAUAAAACACACAAAAUUUACUGUAAGAUAGCAUGCCUGAUUUGCCAGACCUUUGUGUUUCUAUUUCUGCUUCUAUUACCAUGGAACUUCUUUAUCAUUUUGCAUCAUGUGGGAGUGUAGUUGCCUCUCCUCCUGUAAGAAAAUAGGUUUGAGUUCAGACUGGGAUAAAACGUGUGGCCAUAAGGUGUCUCUGAACAGUAUUAACCUGUGUGUCCAGAUACUGUUCUCCAGGGUGCAGAAACGUUGGGUAACUGUUCCCUUUAUCCUCAGCAGAAGUUGCUUCUUAGUGCUUCUUAGAUUUGCUAAGAAUACAAAUUGUCUGGUUUCUAAGAGAAACCUUCGGGCUUUGUGUAAAGCUGACUGGAGCUCUUCUUCCCUGUCUUUUUCCACCACCUUCAGGAGCUUGAUAGUCUUCCACAGCUAUUUAUGUCCGCUACUAGUUCAAAGGUCUCUCUUCCUCGAUUGCUAAAACAGAAUAAAUAGUUUUUGUCACUGCAUCUCUUCAGAUUUUGGUGUUGCUUUGAGAUGGCCUCCGGGGCUAUCUUUCCUGCAGGCCUGCUGAACGCAGCUAGCUGUCUCAAAUCUCACCCGCUUCCUAGUUGUGGCAGGAUUGUUCUACCAUUAAUGAUCAGCAUGUCAGACGGCGAGGGCACGUUCGAGUGCAGCGUGUCUGCUAACCACUUGGGGCUUUGUUGUGGGCCGCUUAAUUGAAGCUUUAAUUGGUGGGGGUACGCUUGUCUGGUUCAUUGAUUUACAGCCCUUAAGAAUUUACUUUCAGCCCUUGCCAGCUCCUUGCCUGCCUUAAUGUUACUGACCUCUCUGCUAGCUGUUCUGCCUGACUUGUACAGGAUUCAACCAAGUCUGAAGGAGCACUGAACAAUUUAGCACUUUUGCUCCGUGAGGUUUACAACAGAGGACGUGUUUCAUGAAGCAGAGGAAACAUUUUCAACAGCCAGAAGGUCUGGACUCGCUGUUUGCCCAGCUUGUUUGUUUUAGUUUUGGGGUUUUCAGGUGCUGUUUGUUUUGUGUAGGGGAUGGCUAGGGGCUUGCUUGCCUCAUCAGAGAGCAGAUGCAGUAGCCUGUGCAAUGUCAAUGUCUUUCCUCUCUCUGCUACAGCUCUUCAGAAGUUCAUCUUUCAAGGAAUUUGAUCUGUGAUUGGCCUUCUCAGACUGUAGGCCCUGGUGCAGCAUGCCACAUCCAUGCGUGUGGGGAUAAAAAAAAAAAAAGUCUGCAAGCUUCUUAUUUAAUGCUCAUGGUCACACACAUGCUGGAAAAAGGCUUUAAUGUUUUUUAAAUAACUUUCUUAUGAAAAGAUGGUGUUAAAUUGCCAAUAAGAAUACUUAAAUACAGAUAUAAAUACUUGAAGAUGUGGAGUGAAAAUUCUUUAAUAAAAGAUAAGUAAAAAAUUGUUAAUCAUGGCUUUUGUACAGAUUUAUAGUAAUUUUGUUAUUUAAUGAAGUUUUCAUUGUGAACACAUGCUCAGUCGGGGCAUAGCUCAUAAAUCUGGUGUGGUGAUGUUCAGUUUCUUUUGUGUUUAAUGGGGUUUCACUGUGAGCCCUAGUCUGGAGUGCUCAAAACGAGCUGUUCCCUACUGUGGCCAGUUCAGAGUUUCGGCUGUAGGUGUUUGCAGCGAGUUCACGGGCUGUAUUCUCCAGCACUCGGAGCUGUAUGACAGUGUUACAUUAAUGUCACCUAUUAAAGCAUGACUUCAAUGCAUACCGGUUUCCUUACGUUUUUUUCGUCCUUGAGGGCAGGACAUGGCCGUGUGCCUGGUCUGCCAGCCUACCCUGUAGCCAUCUGCUGCUGCUGGGGCACCUUUAGCAUUUCCAAGCACAGCUGGUAACGCCGAGGUCUGGUGGGCUGCGUUAACGUUGAACUGCUCCUUAUUCCAUCUGGAGGUGGUGAGCAGUUCUCCUCCGCUACCGUAAAACGUGGCUAGUGAGUGUUUGUGGGGAAAAGACGCUCCCCAAUUCAGGUUUAACGUUGUGCUGCAAAAUGUUUCAAUAUGCCUUGUCUUGGCUCUGUGCUGGCGUUCUCCCAGCUGUGCAUUGGGAAAGCCGUGGUGAUGCUCUGUGGAGGAGCAAACCAGGGCUUUGCUUAGGGCUAGCAGGCAGGAGGGCAGCUCUGCAGGGGGUGUAUGGGGGCUUUAGCUCUGCUGGGCCCUUCUCUUUAGGACACAAGCAGAGUCUCUGUGGUAAAGACUUGUGUAAGUCCCUGUGUCCAUGCAGCUGUGCUCCCCCUGCCUCUGGAAGGAGUUGGGGACUUCGAGAUGAAUACUUCCAGGGCUUUUCCCUUUUCCCUCGCAGGCUCAGCUCACAGCAGCCCUCCAAGCUCUGGCUUACUAUGAGCAAAGUGCAGCAACCAAAGGUGCUGGAGCACACAUCGAUUUGUGCUCAUCACUUCCUGCUGGGUCAUCACUUCAGUAAACCCUUUUGGAGCUGAAGACGCCAUCCUUCCCUCGUCUUGCCCAACAAAUGCAUGUUGCCACAGAGUGGAGCUGGGGAAGAUGAUUUGCUUUGCCUUCCCUCUUGCUCUGUGUGAAGCAGUUCCUGCAACCACUGCUCUCCCUCAGUGGGGUCUGUGGUGUCCAAUAAAGCAUUUGGUUUACUUUGAAGCCACCAGAACACAUACAGAUACACAUUCCCUUUCUGUCCCCAGCUGCCUGUUCCAGAAAUUCUGGCAGAGACUAGGUAAAUGUUUGAGCUCUCCGUCCGCUGUCAGAGCUGGUGGAAUAUUGGCUGCUGGGGAACUGGACAGGCGCUCAGUGUUUGCUCAUACAAGCCUCCUGGCAGAAGGAUGUCAAACCGAAAUCCACUACUUCAUUUUUAAAGCUUUGCUUUUCCAUUUCUGCUCUCUUGCUAACCAAAUGAGCUGCGUUAUUUCAGUCCUGAUGUGUAUUUCCACUGUCUCUCCACUUGCGAGCUCUGCUUUGGAUGAAGUUGUCUUUAACUGAUGAAGUAUGAAACUAUUUGUAGGAGGUGUUUCUUUGUUCUGUUUCAAAUCCCCUAGCUGGUAACUGUCACGCUUCCUUCCUUGUAAAUAUUUCAAAGGCAGU
Messenger RNA from Cygnus atratus (black swan), 5650 nucleotides. RefSeq names its product opioid growth factor receptor (gene OGFR). The record is from RefSeq and is a predicted model, not a curated record. Lineage: Eukaryota; Metazoa; Chordata; Aves; Anseriformes; Anatidae. Gene Ontology annotation, cellular component: membrane. The transcript has 9 exons. Gene Ontology annotation, molecular function: opioid growth factor receptor activity. Bases 89 to 2218 code for a protein of 709 amino acids.